AUCCAAUGUGAAGAUGAGCCACAAGAGUGGAGCCUUGGACAUCCCAAACCAACAAACGAAAGAUACAAUCAAUGCUUCGGGGUCUCAGUUAAGGUUAUUGGAAGAAUCUAAUCCGCAGAUGGCAGAUUUCAUCAAUGAGUUAGGAAGGUUGAAUAAUGAGAAUGGGAUAUUGAAAUCUGUGAAUAAGGAUUUAAAAGACGAGAAUUCCAAAUUAAGCUUGGAAUAUGAGCGUGCAAAAAUUGAAAAUGCAAGGUUAAAAUCAUUGGCUGACAAAUCGAUACUGGAAAAUGAUAAUUUAAGGAAAGAAAUGAAGUUGGAGCUUGAAAGAAUACAGAGAGGCUUCCGGAUCGAGUUAGAGAGAAAAGUUGAACGGGAGGUUACAAAACGAGUGGAUACAAUGUUGUCGAGCGUGCAAAGACGGGCUGAUAUAAAUGUUAUUGAUAAUAGUUGGAACAAUAGAAUUUGUCAUACGAAAAACCCAUCAGAACCUACCAAAGAUUCCGAAUGGACCGGUGAGAGUGAGGAUCAGACUAUGGAAAAUGAAAAAAUGAUCGACACGGGAGUAGGAGAGGACAACCGUAACAACUUCCGAGUCAACGGCUACGGUUGCGCGAUCAAUAACUUGUCGACACCUUUAUUAUUGACUAGAGAAAAUGAUCUUGGCAAAAGGAUGGAUUGCGGGGUAACAACGGCGAGGUGCAAGGAGGCGAUUGAAACGAGAGCGGAUGGUAGCGAGAAAAGGAUGGAGGCGAAGGCUUCGCAAGAUGGAUGUCGAUAUAAGAUUAAGGUAAUUCAAACGAAACAUGCAUGA
This is a messenger RNA of Acaulospora colombiana, 811 nucleotides long. The record is from the annotation of a GenBank genome assembly. NCBI's taxonomy places the organism in Eukaryota, Fungi, Glomeromycota, Glomeromycetes, Diversisporales, Acaulosporaceae.